UCGUUCGAGAGUAUUGAAAAAUUUGCCCCACACCGGAAGCUCUCGAAGUCUGAACCAUUAGUGCUAGAUUUAUGUAGCACUCCCAAUUCAUUUGAUUGGACCAAAUGUCAGGUGUGUGGGUGGAGACAGAAUCGACACGGUAACCGUAUCUCGCAUUCAACAAACCUAUAUAUAUAAUAAGUCUCAAGCGUGUGUGUGUAUCUAUAGACUAUAACGGACUACAAAAGCUGCCAAAUUUGCAGCUACAAAUGGGGGUAUACCUAAGCACGCCAAAAACUGAAAAGGUCUCGGAAGAUUGUGAGACUGACAGACUUAGAUAUGGUUUGUCAUCCAUGCAAGGAUGGCGCUCAAGCAUGGAGGAUGCUCAUGCAGCUCAUCUGGAUUUAGACACUUCCACAUCUUUCUUUGGUGUUUAUGAUGGCCAUGGAGUCACAUUAAGUCCAUCUAUUUGCAGGGAAAGCAGUUGCAAAGUUUUGUGCCAAGUAUCUUCACCAACAGCUGGUGCCCACUAUAAUCAGUCCAAGCACACAAGAGGCGGCAGGGAAGGUAUCAUUCACCUAAUGGAUGAGAUGAUGUGCGGACAAAGAGGUUGGAGAGAAUUAGCCAUAUUGGGAGAUAAAAUUGAACAAACUAGCGAUAUGGUAGAAGGUUUAAUAGAGUCUCCUAAGAGUGGUGAAGCUAAUGGCCAUGUUGAUGACUGGCCGUCGGAGGAGGGACCCCACUCUGAUUUCCAUGGACCACAUUAUGGAAGCACAGCUUGUGUUGCAAUCAUUCGAAACAACCAACUUCUUGUUGCAAAUGCUGGUGAUUCUCGUUGUGUAAUAUCUAGGAAGGGUCAGGCAUAUAAUUUGACUAGAGACCACAAGCCUAACCUUGAGGCUGAGAAUGAGAGGAUUCUAAAGGCUGGUGGUUCCGUCCAAUUUGGACGGGUCAAUGGAAAUCUAAACUUGGCAAGAGCAAUUGGUGACAUGGAGUUAAAGCAGAACAAAUCACUGCCUGCUGAGAAUCAAAUUUUGACUGCCAAUCCUGAUGUAAACACAGUCGAGCUUUGCGAUGAUGAUGAAUUUAUUGUUCUAGCAUGUGAUGGUAUAUGGGAUUGCAUGUCAAGCCAGGAAGUAGUAGACUUUGUUCGAGAACAGUUGAAAACUGAGACUAAGCUUUCGGUGCUGUGCGAGAGGGUCUUUGAUAGGUGUAUAGCACCAUUAGCUGGUGGCAAUGGGUGCGACAACAUGACCAUGAUCUUGGUGCAGUUCAAGAAACCAUUUGGCGACAGUGUUUCCGCCAAGGAGCAACCUUUCCUCUGGUACCCCGAUCCACAUUCUGAUCCAGAUCCAGAUUCAGAUUCUGACACUGAUGAAAUCCCAACAGAGCCUGAGGUGAAAGAGUAAUAAUAAUCCCUUCACAAUGACUGAAUGGCUAGAAUCCAAUUUCCUUAGACGCGAAUUCUUGUAUGUACAAGACUUGUGAAUCUCUACACGAGUUUGUAAAUGUUGAAGGUUUUUGUUUUAAAGAGAAGUUUUGCAUUUUUGGAAGUCUUGUGCAUUUUUGUU
Molecule: messenger RNA, 1550 nt
Organism: Camellia sinensis
Lineage: Eukaryota; Viridiplantae; Streptophyta; Magnoliopsida; Ericales; Theaceae
Source: RefSeq, a predicted model, not a curated record